Messenger RNA from Yamadazyma tenuis ATCC 10573, 1635 nucleotides. It is a transcript of the gene omh4, whose product is annotated as glycosyltransferase family 15 protein. Gene Ontology annotation, molecular function: alpha-1,2-mannosyltransferase activity. Gene Ontology annotation, cellular component: Golgi apparatus; membrane. Gene Ontology annotation, biological process: protein N-linked glycosylation; cell wall mannoprotein biosynthetic process. NCBI's taxonomy places the organism in Eukaryota, Fungi, Ascomycota, Pichiomycetes, Serinales, Debaryomycetaceae. The record is from RefSeq and is a predicted model, not a curated record.
AUGCACCGUCACCACGUCGACAGCGCCUCCAAGUUGAAGUUCAGCGAACGCGAUAUCUCUUCGUCCAUUGAUGCGCCGUUCCAGCUCGGGUGCCGUGAAAUCGACACUUCUCAGCCUCGGCAGAACGCUGCUUUUAUUGUGCUAGCUCGUAACAAAGAACUCGAUGGCGUCAUCAAGUCAAUGACAUCGCUAGAGCGUCACUUCAACCAGUGGUUCAAGUACCCGUGGGUUUUUCUCAACGACCAGGAGUUUGACGAUACUUUUAAGCAAACGGUCCAGCAGUACACCCAGGGCCGCGUGGAGUUUGGGGUGAUUCCCCCCGAAGACUGGGGGUUUUCGGGCGUGGACCCCGACGAAUUCAAUGAGUUCAUAAACAGCCAGGGCGACCGGCGGAUCUACUACGGUAAUAAGGCGUCGUACCACCAGAUGUGCCGGUAUUUUUCAGGUAAGUUUUACCAGCACCCACUAGUGCGUAAAAGGGACUGGUACUGGCGGGUGGAACCCGACGUGGAGUUCUUUUGUGACAUCACAUACGACCCGUUUGUGGAGAUGGAAGCCCACAACAAAAAGUACGGGUUCAAUGUCAUGAUUCAUGAGUUGUACUAUACGGUGCCCAGCCUAUUCCGCGAAACCAAGGCUUUUGCGGUCAAUCGCAAAAUCAAACCUUCCAAGUUAUGGAGAAUGAUGGUGAAAAAUUUUCGGUUCAGUGGGGGCGUGGAUGACAAGGACUACGACAUGAUCAAGGAUCGCAAGCAGAUCUUGAAGAAAGUGGAAGAUGAGGUGGCUAUCAAGAAGUUUUUGGAGAUGCCCAAUAAAAAAGAUCUUUCGGGUAUCGACGAUGGGGUACUCGACCAGUUCAUCAAUAAGGCCCGUCAAUUGCCCCGUCUUCAUGAGGAUCGCUUCGACUACGAGGAGUAUAAUUUAUGUCAUUUCUGGUCGAACUUUGAGAUUGCUCGAACCGAUUUGUUCACGUCUGAGUUGUACCAGGAGUAUUUGCAGCAAUUGGAACUUAGCGGGGGGUUUUAUAAAGAAAGAUGGGGAGAUGCACCGGUGCAUUCUCUUGCGUUGGCCAUGAUGUUGGACACCAAAGAUGUCCAUUAUUUCAGAGAUAUUGGGUAUCAACAUUCGACCCUUGCUCAUUGUCCUGGGAACUCCAAGUUAAACCAACUACCAUAUACGCCUGAUGAAGCCAAUGCGAACAACCCAUUUUUCCAGCUGUACAAACCCAAUGCGCCUGUGGUUAAUGGGGUUGGAUGUCGGUGCAAGUGUCCCUUAUUUCACAGAGAGAUUGAGGAUUCGGGAUCUUCAUGUCUAAAGCAGUGGGUGCGAACUACUCGCGACAACUAUAAUCCGUAUAGGCCAUUGGAUCUUGAUCAUUUUCGGCAGAAGAUUGGGUCCCGUAUGGACCGAUACUUGAAGAAGGGCGGGAAGUUGGGGCGGAGCAAGAUUCUGGAGGGGCUAUAACGGUAGUAGAGAGGGUGUAAAGAGAGGUAAAAGUUGAUAGGCAGGUAGAGCAGAACCGAUUGGUGCGAGGGAAGUGUUGCUGCUAGGAUGUAAAAUAAGAGCGGAGACUCAUGGAAGUAGUGUAACUAGAAAUGUAAUAUAAGGCCACCAUUAUAGCCGUUUACUACAGGA